AUGCCUCUUCUGGACCCUGAGGUGAUCGUUUUAUCAGACAGCGAGGAGCAGGAAUCGCAAGAUCUUUUUGAGUCGCCUACUAAUGAAAAGAAGUCCAGAAGUUUCAAUGAUGAUUCGGACGACUUAUUCUCAUCUCCUGAACAAGCUAAAGAUUGUUGUGUGGUGGAAUAUCGAAAAAAGACAUCUUCCUUAAGUCCAAAGUCGAACGUACGGAAUGGGACCGAAUCAAGAAACAGCAAUGGGAGGAUGAGACGGUCAUCAUCCGUUAUUGUUUCUCCUCGGAAAAGUCUCACACCUUCGCUCGUUUGGCGUCGAAAAAGGAAAUCAACUUCUUCAACAGAGAGGAAAUCGCCUUGGUCUUAUCCAUUGGUAGGAAAGAAGUCACCUAAACAAAUUAAGACAAGUGGUUCUCCUGAAGGAUGUGACUCAUGGACAAAAGCUCGGUUGAAUUCAAUCUCUAAAAAGUUCGAGGAGCGCAAGAAAAUGAUGAUUGAUUUGGUGCAAAAGGAUAAGGACUUUCUCGAUAUAGUACGCGGUGGAGCUCUAGACGAAGUGCAGAAAAAGGCUAAAGAGCGACUAGUAGAAGGUGCUGUGAUCCGAAACAAAGCUGAUCGUGCAAGAAUGAAAGGAGUCGCAUGUGCUACAUCCAAAGCAUACUUCGAUGCUCUUGAACUGAGUCCUCAAUCAAAAGAGCAACGCAUCAACGAGGUGAGCAGGAUCCGUGUGGUAGCUCAGCAAAUGCCCAGCACUCCUGAAAACUACUGGGAGGUGGGAUUUCCUUCGGAGUCAGAGCAGCGUCGUCGAGGUCUCAUCAAGGAGGUGAGAAAGAAGUCUGGUAGAAAGUUGUUUCAAUCAGAGGACACAAGCUUUAGCAAAUGA
Messenger RNA from Cooperia oncophora, 879 nucleotides. NCBI's taxonomy places the organism in Eukaryota, Metazoa, Nematoda, Chromadorea, Rhabditida, Trichostrongylidae. The record is from the annotation of a GenBank genome assembly.